CCGCCCCACGCCGCCUGGCGCCUGCCGGAGCUGCCGCCUCGUCGAGCUCGGUCCGCGCUCCCGCCCAGGCGGCGGCCGACGCCAGCCCCGAGACCGGACCGCCGCCACGGCCCGGCAGGUUUCGGGUAUCAGACAGCCUCUUUCCAUUGUGAAUCUCCAUUGGCGUCCCCUGCUUGGUGGGCUUCAGAGCCAUGGCAACGGAGGAGAAGAAGCCCGAGACCGAGGCUGCCAGGGCACAGCCCACCCCUUCCUCUUCAGCCACCCAGAGCAAGCCUACACCUGUUAAACCAAACUAUGCUCUAAAGUUCACCCUGGCUGGCCACACAAAAGCUGUGUCCUCUGUGAAAUUCAGCCCAAACGGAGAGUGGCUGGCAAGUUCAUCUGCGGAUAAACUCAUUAAAAUUUGGGGAGCAUAUGACGGAAAAUUUGAGAAAACCAUUUCUGGCCACAAGCUGGGAAUAUCUGACGUAGCCUGGUCUUCAGAUUCUAACCUCCUUGUUUCUGCCUCAGAUGAUAAGACCUUGAAGAUAUGGGACGUGAGCUCGGGGAAGUGUCUGAAAACCCUGAAAGGGCACAGUAAUUAUGUCUUCUGCUGUAACUUCAACCCCCAGUCCAACCUCAUUGUCUCGGGAUCCUUUGAUGAAAGCGUGAGGAUAUGGGACGUGAAGACAGGAAAGUGCCUCAAGACUUUGCCUGCACAUUCAGAUCCCGUCUCAGCCGUUCAUUUUAAUCGUGAUGGAUCCUUGAUAGUUUCAAGUAGCUACGAUGGUCUCUGUCGCAUCUGGGACACGGCUUCGGGCCAGUGCCUGAAGACGCUCAUCGAUGACGACAACCCCCCGGUGUCCUUUGUGAAGUUCUCUCCGAAUGGCAAGUACAUCCUCGCAGCAACGCUGGACAACACGCUGAAGCUCUGGGACUACAGCAAGGGGAAGUGCCUGAAGACGUACACUGGUCACAAGAAUGAGAAAUACUGCAUAUUCGCCAAUUUCUCCGUCACUGGCGGGAAGUGGAUCGUGUCUGGUUCAGAAGAUAACCUGGUUUACAUUUGGAACCUUCAAACAAAAGAGAUUGUACAGAAAUUGCAAGGCCACACAGAUGUUGUGAUCUCAACAGCUUGUCACCCGACAGAAAACAUCAUCGCCUCAGCUGCGUUAGAAAAUGACAAAACAAUUAAACUGUGGAAGAGCGACUGCUGAGUCCUGUUGAUACCACAUGAGAGACUGUCAGGAAGUUGACCUGGAUUGGCAAGAAACGUGGGUGUUGCAGAGGUGUCCCCUGGGUGUGGGCCCGGGGGAUCUGGACAGGGGCCUGAUUUGAGCCUCCUCCUUGAAGAUGAUUUGGCCGAGGGGAACGAGCGGGCCCCCGGAAAGUUCUAAAAGUUGCUGGUGACAUUUCUUGCCAAUUCUUCUAACACUGUCUAGGGAAGAGCUCCUAGUCUAUGUUGUGUUCAACCAGAGUCAACAAAAAUUUUAAAUUUUUUAUUACAAAAGGGUGAAGUUCGAUUUAU
This is a messenger RNA of Cynocephalus volans (Philippine flying lemur), 1507 nucleotides long. It is a transcript of the gene WDR5, whose product is annotated as WD repeat domain 5. The transcript is spliced from 14 exons. Gene Ontology annotation, cellular component: transcription factor TFIID complex. The record is from RefSeq and is a predicted model, not a curated record. Gene Ontology annotation, biological process: transcription initiation at RNA polymerase II promoter. Bases 192 to 1196 code for a protein of 334 amino acids. NCBI's taxonomy places the organism in Eukaryota, Metazoa, Chordata, Mammalia, Dermoptera, Cynocephalidae. Gene Ontology annotation, molecular function: RNA polymerase II general transcription initiation factor activity; protein binding.